GUGUCUCUGUGCCCUCACCCAGCCACUCCCCUGGCCCUAUGUAGCUCUGCUCCCCCUCCCCCAUGUGACUCUGCCCUCACUCAGCCACUCCCGUCUGUGUCCCUGUACCCUUCUCCCAUCACCAUGUCUCUCCCCUAUCCCUGUACGCCGCCCCAUCACAAUGUCUCUGUGCCCUCACCCAGCCACUCCCGUCCCUGUGCCCCUCUCCCCGUCCUCAUGUGUCUGUGACCUCACCUAGCCACUCCCCUGUCCCUGUGUGUCUCUGUACCCCUCUCCUGUCCCCACUCGUCUCUGUGCCCCCACUCAGCCACCGUACGUAGCUCUGCACCUCCCUCAGGAGUAAUGUAAGAUUCUCCAAAAAAGAGAAACCAACUUCAUAGGAUGACCUUGAGGACUCUAGUCCAGAACACAGCAUAACAACAAGAGCUAAAUCUUGCUGAUCAUGUCACUUUCUUGAAGAAUAUUGAUGAUAAAACUGAAGAAUAUUUCCAAUAUUUAACUUUGUCCAAAGUUCUUGCACACAAAUUCUACCAGUCACACUUGGCCGUUCAGUGCAGUUGCAGAACUUAUAGACAAUGCUUACGAUCCAGAUGUGAAUGCUAAACAGAUCUGGAUAGACAAAACAGUAAUAAAGGGCAACAUAUGUUUGACAUUUACUGAUAAUGGAAAUGGCAUGACUUCAGAGAAAUUGCACAAAAUGCUCAGCUUUGGCUUCAGUGACAAAGUUACAAUAAAUGGCCGCGUUCCAGUGGGACUGUAUGGAAAUGGAUUUAAAUCAGGAUCUAUGCGCCUGGGAAAAGAUGCGAUUGUUUUUACCAAAAAUGGAGAGACCAUGAGUGUUGGCCUGUUAUCUCAGACCUUCCUAGAAGCUACAAAGGCAGAACAUGUCAUUGUUCCUAUAGUAUCAUUUAACAGGCAACGGCAAAUAAUUAAUCCAGAAUACAAAGCCAGCCUUAAGGCCAUCCAGGCACAUUCUUUGUUCUCUACUGAGGAGAAAUUACUGGCAGAGCUUGAUGCUAUCAUGGGGAAAAAGGGAACAAGAAUCAUCAUUUGGAACCUUAGAAGAGAUAAAGAUGGAGAAACAGAGCUCGAUUUUGAUAAGGAUAAAUACGACAUCAGAAUUCCAGAAGAUUUAGAUGAAGCAACAGGGAAAAGAGGGUAUAAAAAACAAGAGAGACAGGACCAGAUUGUGCCUGAAAGUGACUAUUCGCUACGGGCUUACAGCAGUAUUUUGUAUUUGAAGCCAAGAAUGCAAAUCAUUAUCAGAGGACAAAAAGUGAAAACGCAGCUGAUUUCCAAAAGUCUUGCAUACAUUGAACGUGAUAUUUAUAGACCAAAAUUUUUGGCUGCUAAAACUGUAAGAAUCACCUUUGGAUUUAACUGCAGAAACAAAGACCAUUAUGGAAUAAUGAUGUAUCACAAAAACAGACUGAUCAAAGCUUAUGAAAGGGUUGGCUGUCAAUUAAAGGCAAACAACAUGGGUGUUGGUGUAGUUGGGGUUAUAGAAUGUAACUUCCUAAAACCAACUCAUAAUAAACAAGAUUUUGAUUAUACCAAUGAAUACAGACUUACAAUAGCGGCACUGGGAGAAAAACUUAAUGAUUACUGGAAUGAAAUGAAAGCAAAGAAAAAUGAAGAAUAUCCUCUAGAUUUGCCAGUAGAGGAUCUACAAAAACGACCUGAUCAGACAUGGGUUCAAUGUGAUUCAUGUCUGAAGUGGCGGAAACUUCCAGAUGGGAUAGAUCGCUUGCCAGAGAAGUGGUACUGUUCGUUGAAUCCUGAUCCACAAUUCAGGAAUUGCAGUGUACCAGAAGAACCUGAAGAUGAUGACUUAAUACAUCCGACAUAUGAGAAAACGUGUAAGAAAAAAGACAGGGAAAAACUAAGGAGGCGACUGGAGUACAGCCAACAGGUUAAUAAUGAAAUGUUUUUUAAAACACCUUCUGUCUCUUCAAUCAAAAAUGCAUUGUCAUCUAUGAGUAGAAAGGAGGGUGCUCUAAGAUCACACUUAACAGAAGCCUUAAACACUUCUGUUACAAGAUCUAUAAACACUUCAAACAAUAGAUUAGUAUCUUCACCUCAUUUGGAUCCUGAAAACAGCCUUAAACGGAAGAUUUCUGGUUAUUCGCCUAUUACUUUAAAGACACCACGAUUAAAUAACCACACAUUUGACAAUCACACUGAAGAUGACGAUGAUGAGGAUGUCAUCAUCUUAGAGGAGAGCAGUACUCCAAAGCCUGCAGCAGACUAUGAUGUUACAAUAGUAAAAACUGAGCAUAUUAACAUGGAACAAGGCAGCAUGCAAGAGGAGCCUUGUGGUGCAGCUAGUUCAGAAGAUAAAUAUGAGCAGUGGACUGCAUCAACCCAAACUGAGAUCCCAAGUUUAGUUGUUAAAAAGGAAGAAGUAGAAGAUAAUAUAGAUAUGCAGUUACCCAGAUCAACUUUGGAAACAAGCCAAGAAGAAAUCAUCAGUGCUUCUGAGACUUCUUCUGUGGAUUUUAGCAUCAAAUUAAACGAACUAAGAAAUCAGCUGCAAGUAGCAAACCAAGAAAAAGAAAAUUACCGAAAACAGUGUGAAAUGUUAAUCAACCAGAUGAAAAUACUAGAGCAGAAGAUACUAGAAAUGAAUGAUAACUAUGUGAAAAAGGAAAUGUGUCAUCAGUCAACUGAGACUAUUAUAUUCCCAGAUGACAAACUAGAAAAUUUUAAAGAGAAAAGUCCAGAAGAAGUGGCUAUUUUAUAUGAGCAGGCCUUAAAAGAGAUGGAAAAGCUAAAGGAACAGUGUAGUACUUUGCUAAACUUAAAAACAGAAUGCAGCAAAUGUUCUAACAAUGAAAAUAAAAAUGAUGUGGAUGAAAUUGCUGUGCAACUUGAUGAUGUCUUCAGACAACUGGACAAAUGCAAUACUGAGAGAGAUCAAUAUAAAAGUGAGAUUGAACUGCUGGAAAUGGAAAAAACUCAAAUUGGUUUUCAGUGCGAAGAGCUUAAAAGAGAAGUUGCACAGUUAAAAGCUACAAUUCCUCAAGUGGUAGCAUGUGCAAAUGAUUCUACAGCCAGUAACAUUGAAGAUCCUGUCAGUUAUUCUGAUGAAGAAAGCCUGAAACUGCGAUCCCUCCGAGUUAACGUUGGACAGCUACUGGCCAUAAUUAUGCCUGAUUUAGAUUUGCAGCAAGUUAAUUAUGAUGUUGAUAUAGUUGAUGAAAUUUUAGGACAAGUUGUGGAACAAAUGCAUGAAAUCACCACUACUUAAUAUCCUUUACUGAAGACAUUAAGAUACUUGCUGAAUCUUCCACUAUAUUGUAUGGUUUCCAAAUUGUAAAGACUGGUUUUGUUUUUGUUUGAGUAAUUUAGAUAUAAAUCCAGUGUAAAAUAUAUAUACUGUGUGCACUCAGGUGUCACAAAUACUGUGGGUACUUUUCACGUACCUUUAACUUUCUCCUUAAAGGAACAGUCAACAUUGACAGGCCGUGGAUGUACCUAACUUAUUAAGAAUUUUGUUUUAAAAAUAAAUGUAAUUAAACUUGCAAA
Mauremys reevesii (Reeves's turtle) is the source of this 3528-nucleotide messenger RNA. RefSeq names its product MORC family CW-type zinc finger 3 (gene MORC3). Gene Ontology annotation, molecular function: ATP hydrolysis activity; zinc ion binding. NCBI's taxonomy places the organism in Eukaryota, Metazoa, Chordata, Testudines, Geoemydidae. The record is from RefSeq and is a predicted model, not a curated record. The transcript is spliced from 17 exons. Gene Ontology annotation, cellular component: nucleus; PML body. Bases 674 to 3250 code for a protein of 858 amino acids.